Molecule: messenger RNA, 609 nt
Organism: Phymastichus coffea
Lineage: Eukaryota; Metazoa; Arthropoda; Insecta; Hymenoptera; Eulophidae
Product: myoneurin-like
Exons: 3
Coding region: 1-609 (202 amino acids)
Biological process (GO): regulation of DNA-templated transcription
Molecular function (GO): DNA-binding transcription factor activity, RNA polymerase II-specific; RNA polymerase II cis-regulatory region sequence-specific DNA binding
Source: RefSeq, a predicted model, not a curated record
AUGGAGGACUCAAUAAUCAAUCUCUACAAAGGAAAACAAUCAGAUUUCUACUACGUGGACGUGACGGAAGAGAUGCUACUAUACGAAAAUAAACAGAAACGAAGAUCACAAGAUAACAAAGCCUAUCAAUGUCAUCAGUGUCCUGCAGCCUUCACUCGUAAAGGAUGUCUGACGCGACAUCUCAGAUAUGAAUGCUGCCAACAACCAAGAUUCAAGUGUCCAUAUUGCGACUUUCGUAGUAAGAAGACUUCUCAUACUUAUAGACACGUCAGGGAAUAUCACCCUGGCGAAUCUGUCUACUUUGUGGAUAUCGCCACGAUUAAUUAUUUAUUACUUCCUGAUGAACUUCAAGAUCCACUUAGCUUCCAACCGAUAAACUACGAGAUAUUAACGUUGAAAGUCGGUCCUCAACGAGAUCAUGUUUGCUCAAAAUGCAAUAAAUCAUACUUACGUUCGGACCAUUUAUCUCGUCAUUUACAAUAUGAAUGCGGUAUCCCACCAAGAUUUCUUUGUGGUUAUUGUCCUCGACGAUGUCGACACAAGCACAACAUUAUGGGACAUAUAAAGAAGCUGCACAAAGGAUUGCAAACUAAAUAUUAUCUGACUUAG